AUGGUGAGCUUGGCCACAUACUUAUUGGAAGGGGAGGCAGAGAAUUGGUGGCAAAGCAUGCAGCGAAGCGUCCCGGCCACCUACUCCUGGACAUGGACUGGAUUCAAGGUAAAAUUCCUGAAAAAGUACUUCUCACGGUCGUGUCGCAAUGAGAAGAUCGCACAGUUUUUACGGCUGGAGCAGGGGAGUCUUACAGUUCCCAAGUAUGAGGCCCGAUUCGACGAACUCUCCCAGUAUGUGCCCAAGGCCUUGGAGGAUGCCAAAUACAAAUUGCAGAAGUUCAAGGAGGGACUUAGGCCAGGGAUCCAGUCGCGGCUAUGUGCCUGGGAUUUCGAGGACUACGCAAAACUAGCAGACAAAGCCAUGCGGCUUGAGAAAGACUUCGAGCACACCCUGAGAACCCGCCCCCAUCUAAAGACGCCUAGUUCAGGCUAA
Messenger RNA from Magnolia sinica, 435 nucleotides. RefSeq lists its product as uncharacterized. The record is from RefSeq and is a predicted model, not a curated record. The transcript has a single exon. Lineage: Eukaryota; Viridiplantae; Streptophyta; Magnoliopsida; Magnoliales; Magnoliaceae. The coding region runs from base 1 to 435 and encodes 144 amino acids.